AUGACUGCGUUGAUGAAUGGAAAUCGGAACCGAGCUUUUAAGAUGUCACUUUCUGAGAACCCCCCAGAAUCAAUGCAUGACCUAUUGAAAAAGGGAGACAAGUAUGUUGAUGCUGAGGAGGCGGAGAAGGUCACAAAGAACCUCAAAGAAGGAUGGGAAGUAGAAAGUCACAAGCGCAAGGCGAGGGAUGAGCUAAGACCUGCCAACCAAAAUAGGCCAAUGAGUGAGCAGAUGGUGAAAAAGGCAUCCCAAUAUCGGCCAGCCAGGCACAAACGAGAGGAGUCCAGGGCAUUCACCCCUUUGAACACCCCACGUGCCAAACUAUUGGUGGAAAUACGAGACAUGAAAAAGCUAGAAUGGUCGAGACCCAUGGUAACGCUUGUGGGCAAAAGAAACCAAGGCAGAUAUUAUCAUUUUCACAACGAUCACGGGCAUGAUACUGAAGAGUGCUUGCAACUGAAGGAGGAGAUCGAGCCCCUUCUAGGGUGGGGUCUCUUGGGCAAGUAUGUGAAGGACAACCGGGGAAAGAGGGUUAGUAUGAGGGGGAGAUUCACACUCGGCAAGGAAAAACUACGCCCGCACUCUCGAGAUCUGCUCUAUCCAAAAGAAGGCAAGGUUCAACCAGAGCAUUUUGGUGAGGAAGACUUGGUAGGCGUGGCACACCCCCAUGAUGAUGCCCUAGUAAUAGUAGGCGACAUAGCUGAUUUUGACGUCAAAAAAGUAUUGGUCGACGGGGGAAGUGCCGCAAAUGUACUCACCUGUGACGCUUUUUUAGGCCUAAGGGUCCCACCUGACAAGUUAAAAAUCGUGAACACCCGCUUGCAAGGCUUUGGAGGAGCCACGGUGAUCCCAGAAGGUACUGUGGAGCUCCCGGUCAUGCGAGGCACAUAUCCAACCAUUGUGGUAAUUAUGGUGAGCUUUUUGGUGGUUAAGACUCCCAUAGCCUAUAAUGCAAUUUACGGUCGGCCGUUACUCAACACGGCUGAGGUCAUCCCCUCGACCUAUCACCAGGUCCUGAAAUUCCCAACCAGCAGGGGAGUUGGGUGUGUGUGA
Olea europaea var. sylvestris is the source of this 1053-nucleotide messenger RNA. RefSeq lists its product as uncharacterized. The transcript is spliced from 2 exons. Lineage: Eukaryota; Viridiplantae; Streptophyta; Magnoliopsida; Lamiales; Oleaceae. The record is from RefSeq and is a predicted model, not a curated record. Bases 1 to 1053 code for a protein of 350 amino acids.